This is a messenger RNA of Glossina fuscipes, 3039 nucleotides long. RefSeq names its product eukaryotic translation initiation factor 5 (gene eIF5). NCBI's taxonomy places the organism in Eukaryota, Metazoa, Arthropoda, Insecta, Diptera, Glossinidae. The coding region runs from base 482 to 1882 and encodes 466 amino acids. The transcript is spliced from 3 exons. The record is from RefSeq and is a predicted model, not a curated record. Gene Ontology annotation, cellular component: cytosol. Gene Ontology annotation, biological process: formation of cytoplasmic translation initiation complex; formation of translation preinitiation complex; translational initiation. Gene Ontology annotation, molecular function: eukaryotic initiation factor eIF2 binding; GDP-dissociation inhibitor activity; translation initiation factor activity.
ACAACAACAAAACAAACUUCAUGAAUUUUAUAAAUAAAAAUUUAUAUAAUAAAUCAAAAAAUAAAAAUUUAAAUCCUGCGUCAUCUACACGUGACGACAUCAUCAUCGGUAGGAAGACACGGGAAACGUUGUCAAUCUUCCCCAACAACAACAACAACGAUCGCGUCAAGCAUCAAGCAUUUUCGAUGAAAGCAUAAGAAGUCCAAAUUAUUUUUUUGCUACAAACUACAGCAAACAAUACCAAUAAACAAAAAAAAAAAAAAAAGAGAAAUUGGCGGCACUUGUGCGUUAAGAGAUUCAGAUAACAAACGUCGUGAAAACACUUCCUCUUUAUAACAAUUGAAGCAAGCGACGAGAGAGACGGCGCAAACGCUAGUAAGAAGGGGGCUACUCUUGGCUAUUAAAUAAAUAAUUGUUAUUUAAUUCAAAUUUUGGUAGAGAAGAUACUACAAGAUCAUAAAGAAGUUCAAGGCAGAUAAACAUGGGUUCGGUUAAUGUGAACCGUAAUGUUACAGACAUUUUCUAUCGGUACAAAAUGCCGCGUUUACAAGCCAAAGUCGAAGGUAAAGGCAAUGGCAUUAAAACGGUUAUAGUUAAUAUGGCCGAAGUGGCACGAGCCAUAGGACGACCAGCCACUUAUCCAACCAAAUACUUUGGUUGCGAAUUGGGUGCUCAAACUCAAUUUGAUUAUAAGAACGAGCGUUUCAUUGUUAAUGGCUCCCACGACGCAGCUAAAUUACAAGAUCUCCUUGACGGUUUUAUACGCAAGUUUGUCUUAUGCCCUGAAUGCGAUAAUCCGGAAACUGAUCUUACAGUUUCAGCUAAGAAUCAAACUAUAUCGCAGUCUUGUAAAGCAUGCGGAUUUCACGGUUUGCUUAAGGUCAAUCAUAAGGUGAAUACUUUCAUUUUGAAAAAUCCACCGUCGGUAAAUCCAGCCGCGCAAGGUUCCUCUUUGACCGAAGGCAAACGUUCGAAACGUUGUACUAAGAAGCAGAACAGUGAAAAUGGCCUUGACAACACUAAAGAUUCUAUCAAUAAUUCUGUAUCGAAUAAUUCUGGCGGGGAGUCUGAUGGUGGCAAUCAGGCUAGCCAUCCGGAGGCGGAGAUUAAUGCCGCUUUCGCCGAAAGUAACGGCGCUGACGAUGAUGAAGAUGCCAACUGGAGUGUUGACGUAUCAAAGGAAGCCAUACGCGCCCGUUUGCAGGAUUUAACCGAUGGCGCGAAGGGCAUGACAAUUUCGGAAGAUUACGAUAAAACUGAAAAGGAGCGCAUUGACAUUUUCUAUGAUUUGGUUAAAAAAAAGUUACAUGCGGGUCAACUGGAUGAUGUGGCGGAGCAUAAGGCAUUGUUAAUAGAAGCUGAACGUUUAGAUAUCGUGCAGAAGGCUCCAUUGGUAUUGGCCGAAUUACUUUUUUCGGACAAUAUCGUUCAGGAAGUGCGCAAACAUAGGGUUUUAUUAUUGCGUUUUACUCAUAAUAAUCCAAGAGCUCAACGAUACUUGAUAGGUGGCUUAGAACAGAUAAUAGCUUUGCACAAAGAUAAACUAAUGCUUAAAGUUGCUGUGAUUCUUAACCGUUUCUAUGAUUGCGAUAUAUUGGAUGAAAAGGUCAUUUUGGAGUGGUCUCAAAAAGUCAGCAAACGCUAUGUAUCUAAAGAGGUAGCAACGGAAAUACAUGAAAAGGCUAAGCCAUUCAUUCAAUGGCUUAAAGAAGCCGAAGAGGAAGAGUCUUCCGAAGACGAUAACGAUGAUUCUGAAGUUGAGAUUGAAUACAAUGAUCGCGUACGUAUUGAGCCAUUAAAGGCAGCUAUUGUCACUCCGGUAGCCAAGAAAGUAAUUGAUGAAGAUGAUGACGGCGACGAGAUCAAUAUCGAUGAUAUCUAAACCAAUAGAAUAUAACAAUAUACCUAAAGCAAUUGAGAAAAGAUAUGUGAGAUCAUUGCUUAAGCUCCAUUGCAUCAAAACACAAAUUUUAUUCUUACUUCAUGUACUCUUUAUAAAGCACCACUACCACCAUUAGAAUAUAGCGGUAAACACAUAUCUUUGUUUUAUCUUUUAAAAGAAAGUAAUUUUUUCCAUCUGAAUUUCUUAACUAUCAAGUGCUUUUUUGCAAAAUAAUAAGAAUUUUUAUUCUUUGAUUUAUUAUUUCGUUGAUCUUCUCUUUUUUUUUUUUCUAAUUUUUCAUUUAGACAUAAUUGUAUUGUAUUGCGAUUUUUUAAAACUAUAAAAUAACUCGUCGGGAUAGAUACUACUCAGCAUAUGGUUUAUUCUUUUCGGUUUUUGUCAGGUUUUUCAAAACUGUUAUUAACAACAAACAAAAACGUAUUGAACAAACCUACUUACACGUAGUUUAUCUCUCCGUGGUAAGCCAGGUUGCUCCAAGAUAUAGUCCUAGCGUCGGAUCAAAUCCAUUAUUGAGAGAACCCCGGCUGGUUCUUGCUUUCAAUCCGUUGCGAAAAUGUUAUCUAAACUUCAUAUUUAAAGUUGUUCUCAUACUUUUUACAAUUUUCAUAUUUAAAAAAAAAAAAUUUUUUUUCUUCAUAUAUAGAGUAUAUGUAUUAAUUAAUAUAUAAUAUUUUAACUAAAACUAAACUUUCAAAAAAUAUUAUGGCACUGAAUAAAAAGUUCUAUUUAAACUUUCGCAGCGAAUUUCAAAAUAAAAUAAAAAGAAAAGAAAACAGGAGUCUCCUUGUAAGGGAAGAUAAGGUGCGGGACAAUCUCUUAGUGCAGCCUAUCUGACAUGGAUAAUACUUUAACCUUUCCUUCCUUCAAACAUUGUCGUAAAAUUUUUGAAAUUUAUUAUGCAAGCAAAAUAUGUAAAAAAAAACAAAAAAAAAAAAAAAGAUUUAACACUUUUCAAAAUAAAAAUAAAAACCUGGCGUUCUUUAAAUAACUGUAAAAACUGCAAGUUGUAUACAACAUUCAAAUUUUUCCAUUUUUUUUGUUUUUAUUCUUUUUUUCUUAACUUUUAAGAGAGUUUUGCAAACUAUCAAAUAUGUCAAAGGAACAUGAAAUUGAAAAAAAAAAAAAAUUUGCACGAA